UACGAAAAAUAAAAGAUUCCUAUAUGCAUAAAAGUAUAUUUUUUUGAAAUAAUAAAAUAGUUUUGAUUUAUGCAACCUAAAAGGAAAGAUCGAGUGGAACUGGAGAGCAAUAACUUUUAACUCCAUAAAAUGACCGAACAAAAGAGAAUGUGUAAUUCAAAUUUUGAGGACACAGUACACGUUAGUUUUUUCUUGCUUGAUGUAGACGAAACGGCAGAACUAGAAAACUUGUGUGAUAGUAUCAAUGAAACUAUAAAAUUAUUAGCGAAAGACUACAUUUGGCACAAGGAGGAGUUCAAAGUGCAUAUCCCUAUUACAAAUGAAAAUAAAAACAAUCCUGUGCAACUUCAAAGUACUACAUGUUUUGGUGACAAUAUUGAAGAUGAAUGGUUCAUAGCAUACCUUGUUUUUGAAAUAAGCAAGGUCUUUCAUAACCUCAUUAUUCAAAUGAGGGAUAAUGAUGGUGAUUUUCUACUGAUAGAAGCUGCAAUGUUUUUGCCAUCAUGGGCUAAUCCAGAAAAUACAGAAAAUAGGGUAUUUAUAUAUAAAGGACACAUUCGUAUGGUUCCCCCUGCAGUCAUAGACCUGAAUAAAGUUUUCACCAUCAGGGAAGCUUUAGAUUUAGUUAUUCACUUACCGGACUUCACUAAAGUAUCAACUGCAAUUGAAGAAGCUGUCUGGUCUAGAAUAAAACAAUAUCCACAACAAGUAAAUCAAAAUUUUCACAAUGCUUUAGUGAAAUUACCACUAGAUUUAGCAGCUCUAUUGUCAUUGAAUCCUACAUUUAUAUCUGCUAUCGUGGAAUCAUACUGUAGUCUUGACAUGUUUGAUUUAAAACAUUGCCAAAAUUUGGAGUAUCAAGAUCCUAUUAUUGUUAAAGUAAAAUUUACGAAAUGUUUGUAUGCUAUGCUAAUGCAUUCAAAGUAUGUUAAGAUUAGAGGACACUCAGAAAAUGACAAAAAAGGUGUCCUAGGCCUUAAACUAGCAUGUGGAUUUCAGAUAUUAAUGAAAAACCUAACAAAAGAUGUUUUUUCCACCAAAGACUUUAUUCGAUUUUUAAAUAAUUUAACUGAUAUCGGAUACUUUCGGCAAAAUAUUAAAGAUUCAAAAGAAUAUAAUGAAUUAUUAGAAAAAGCAAAGCAAUAUUUUCUCGACACCGAAUGUUCUAUUUAUACUUCUAAAUCUAAAAAUAUUUCCAAAAUAAUGGGUUCAGACAACUUUCAAGUAAUUAAGGAAUCGUUGAAAAAUGCUGAUCCCAAUAAAGCAGAUUUGAGUGAAGACUGUGAUGAUUGGUUAAAUAUUAACGAGCAGCAAUUAGAUGAGUUGUUAAACAGGCGUUAUAAUUAUGAUAUCAAAUUUAGAAAAGAUGACGUUUUGACACCACAAGCUAUAACAACAAAAUUAAAUAAUUUUUUGAAUGAAUCAUCGGAUUUUGAAGGUGUUGAUUCCAGAGAAAUAAAUGAGUCAGAUAAUCAAUGCAUUAACUUCGAUGCUGAUAAUUUUGUUAAUUGCUUACAAAGAAUGUUAAGUUUCCCUCCCUCUGAAAAUACCAAUGAUUCCGAUUCUAACGAUUCUGAUUUUGAAAUAGAAUCUGAUAUAAGCGAUGAAGAUGAAGCGUUAGAAAAAGAGUUGGCUUCUAAACUUGAUUCGUUCGCAAAUAAUAGAAAAUCUUGCGAAACCGUGGUACAUAAUAUAACUGAAAGUAUUAAAGAAGAAGGUUUGUCAGGACCUUCAAGCAAUAUACUCAAAACAAUUGGAAUCAGCAGAAAAGAUAUGUUAGAUUCCGAUGAUGAUGAUGGAUAAAAAAUAAUAUUACUGUGUAAAUAACUUUAAGGGUCACACUCAAAUAAAAAUCGAAAUGUCGAAGAGACAAG
This is a messenger RNA of Diatraea saccharalis (sugarcane borer), 1874 nucleotides long. NCBI's taxonomy places the organism in Eukaryota, Metazoa, Arthropoda, Insecta, Lepidoptera, Crambidae. The record is from the annotation of a GenBank genome assembly.